Messenger RNA from Adineta steineri, 1110 nucleotides. The record is from the annotation of a GenBank genome assembly. NCBI's taxonomy places the organism in Eukaryota, Metazoa, Rotifera, Eurotatoria, Adinetida, Adinetidae.
AUGUAUUCAUAUACAUCUAUUCGACACAAUAUAAAAAGAUUCUUUACAAAAAAUAUAGGUCCUAUUCGAAAUGCUGCUGUUAUCUUUGCUGAAGUUCCUUCUGGUGAACUUCAAGCUGAUAAACAUAUAAAAUAUAUUGAAGAUCGAACAAUUGAUUUGAAUACAAUUAAUACACAGGGUGGAGUUAUUACUAAAAAUCUUGUUGUAUCUAUUGAUCCAUAUAUGAGACGUCGUAUGCGAGCAGCUGAUCUAAAAAGUUAUUUACCACCAUUUAAACUCAAUCAACCAUUAACUAAUUUUAUUGUGGGUAAAAUUAUUAAAUCAAAUAAUAAUAAAUAUAAAGUGGGUCAAUUUGUCUAUGGAAAUGGAGGUUAUGAAGAAUAUACAGUUCAUUUUAAAGAUCAAGCUGAAACACUUCGUAUUUUAAGUGAUGAAGAACUUAAACUUGAUUUACCUCUAACGACAUGGGUAGGAGCUGCUGGAAUGACUGGACAAACAGCUUUCUAUGGCUUAUACCACAUUGGACAACCUAAAAAAGGUGAAACAAUUUUUAUUACAGGAGCAUCUGGCGCUGUUGGUCAAUUAGUUGGGCAAUUUGCUAAACGUGAAGGUCUUACAGUAAUUGGAUCAGCAGGUACUGAUGAUAAAGUACAAUGGCUUCAAAAAGAAUUACGUUUUGAUCAUGCAUUUAAUUAUAAAACAGCAAAUAUUAAAGUUGAACUUGCUCGAUUUAAUCCACUCAAUAUUUAUUUUGAUAAUGUUGGUGGUGAUCAACUGGAAGCUGCACUUGAUGCUGCAGAUAAUUUUGCUCGAUUUAUUGAAUGUGGAAUGAUUUCACUAUAUGAUACAUCUAAUACACAUGGAAUUCGUAAUCUUGUUUUAGUCGUUACUAAACGACUUAAACUUGAAGGUUUUAUAAUUCUUGAUAAAAACAAUGAUGAACAUUUUAAUAAAGAAUUUUAUUCCAAAAUUCCUAAAUGGAUUGCUAAUGGUGAAUUAAAAGUUAAAGAAGACGUUACUAAAGGUUUAGAACAUGCUCCUAAAGCUAUUGUUGGUAUUUUUAAAGGUAAAAAUUUUGGCAAAGCAGUUAUUCAAAUUGCCGAUAAUUAA